CACACUGUCAUAGUCGCAGGUGUAUUUUACGCGCGGAAUCCACAAGGGAUAAGCACGCACGUCGUCGCAGCCGUCGCAGGUCGCACGUACACUGAGUACACUAGCAACGCUUGACGCAUUGAUGUUAAUUUUUGUGUUGUUGCCGCGUUUUAUUAUUGAAGUUAUCAUUAGUGUUACGUGUCAGUAGAUAUAAUAAUUUAAUUUUUGUUGUCAAGUUUAGUCCUGAAAGUGGGAGUGGUUCCUGAAUUAUUCAACGCCAUAACAAAAAUGCAGAGGGACAUAAAAUCAUACUUUAAAGUGUCAUCCCGAGGAUCGACUGAUCCAAAAAAAUCCAAAGCAAAGAACAACUCAAUACUCUCCUCUGAUGAAGAUGAAAAAAAGCCGAAAACUUCGAGCAAAGAUACUAAAACUUCGAAAAGAUCCACAAAAACUGUUAUUUUAAGCGAUUCUGAAGAUGACACUCCAAAAAAACGCAUUAAAAAGAAUUCGCCUGCAAAGGACCAAAAGAAUGAAAAAACAAUGAAAAAAGUGUCGCCUUCCGAUUUUUUCGGCAAACGAACUGCCAAAAGAGUAACACAAAAUUCCAUUGCCAAAAAUCUUCUGAAAAAGGAAACUGAAUUCCAUGACGAUAAAGAUUUUGAAGAAACUCUGUGCCAAUUAGACACCUCAAAGAUAGAAACAGAGUUUCUGAAAAUAGGUUCGGACAAUACUAAAUCCCAUGUAAAAAGGGAGCAAGUCAAUCCACCUGAAGAGAAUGUACAAACGAAAAAAGCGCGACAAGACAAGGGUUCAAGCAGUGAGCAGAAAAACAACAGCCCAGAGAACAUGGAUAAAAAGACCUCUCUGCUAGAAGGUGAAAACGAAUCGAAAUUCACAAAAGUUGCAACUCAUGAAAAAAAACUGAAUUUGAAAAGCUCAAAGAAAACGACAGAUAUAGUUUUCGAAAAACACGAACCUAAAAAGAAGGAAAAAGAUUCGGGUACCAUCGAUGUUUAUGAGGAACGUAUUGAGAAAAAGAAACAGCGAGCUGUUCUGUAUAAUAACUAUUUGCAGAGAGGAGGAGCUCGUAACCCGGGCUCUAAACCGAUUCCUGAUGGUGCCAGCAAUUGCUUGGCUGGUCUCACAUUUUUAAUUACGGGUGUUCUGGAAUCGCUCGAACGUGAGGAAGCUGAAGAACUGAUACAUAAAUAUGGAGGCCGAGUAGUCAAAUCUUUGUCGAAGAAAACGGAUUACAUGAUAGUUGGCGACGAACCGGGAGCUUCAAAAUUAGAAAAGGCCGCGACCCUUGGAACUAAACAAAUAUCCGAGGACGACCUUUUGGAUCUCAUCAAAACAAGGCCUGCUGGAAAAUCCAGCGUUGUUCUUGCUUCACCCCGAAAUACUCAGAGACAUAGAAAAAGAUCAAGAUCCCCAGAGAAAACUGACACGAGUCCGAGCCCAAAAAAAAUUUGUACCCUGAAAGAAACGAAAACUUCUCCUCAGGAGGAAAAACCAAGCAUACCUAAAGUUCCAGAAUCUUCGGGUGAAAGUUCGAAAAAAGAAGUGACAACACUUUCAGAACCUACGAGUGUUACUGAAAAUUCACAGUUGCAGACCAACGUUCAACAAAUCGCCUUGGUUGAAAAAUACCGGCCGAAAACUAUGAACAAAAUAAUUGGUCAACAUGGUGAUAAAAGCAACGCGAAAAAACUUCAUACCUGGUUGAAAAAUUGGCACAAGAAUCAAAACGGAAGCGUCAAAGUCAGCCGUCCAAAUCCAUACGCUAAAAACGAUGACGGUGGAUUUUUCAAAGCGUGCCUCUUGUCUGGUCCACCAGGAAUUGGUAAAACAACUACCGCCCAAGUUGUUUGUGCUGAACUGGGCCUUGACCUUCUUGAAUUUAAUGCCUCCGAUACGAGGAGUAAGAGACUGUUGAAAGAAGAAGUUUCUGGAAUUCUGUCUAACAAUACCGUAACGGGAUAUUUCUCAGGAACCUCGAGUAAAAAAUUAUCAAAGAAUCACGUAUUACUAAUGGACGAGGUGGACGGUAUGGCUGGGAACGAAGAUCGUGGCGGUCUCCAAGAGUUAAUAGCAUUGAUAAAAAGUUCCGAUGUUCCCGUAAUUUGUAUAUGCAACGAUCGAAACCAUCCAAAAAUGCGAACCCUCGCGAAUUAUACUUUCGACCUUCGCUUCCAAAAGCCUCGAGUCGAGCAAAUAAGAGGAGCUAUGAAAUCCUUGUGUCACAAGGAAAACAUUAAUGUUACGACCGAAGAAAUCGACCAACUGAUACAAUCGACAAAUCAGGAUGUUCGACAAGUCAUCAAUCAAUUAGCGAUGCUAGGAGCUUCGUCAAACCUCGCGGAAAAAGGAGAAUCAAAAACAGAGAAAGCCAAAAAGGAUUUGAGGCUCGGACCUUGGGAUGUAAUACGCAAAGUCUUCAGUGCCGAUGAUCAUAAACACAUGAGCAUACACGAUAAAAGUGAUUUGUUCUUCCACGAUUACAACAUCGCUGGCCUCUUUGUUCAGGAGAAUUAUCUCUCUGUAACACCUAAUGCUCCUAAGGAAGAAACGUUGAUAAGAAUAGCACGAACCGCCGACAGUUUAGCGAUGGGAGAUUUAAUAGAGAAUGCUAUACGCGGAAAUGGAGCAUGGUCGCUGUUACCCACUCAGGCGUGUUUUUCUUCAGUGAUACCGGGCUCUCUUAUGUCCGGUCGUCUCAAUGCACAAGCCAAUUUCCCGUCUUGGCUCGGACGAAACUCGAAGCGCGGAAAAUUCGAUAGACUAUUGCAAGAAAUUACGGUCCACACUCGACUUGCUACUGGCGCUAGUAAAGAAUCCAUCAACAUCGAUUACUUGAAACAACUCAGAGAUACCAUUCUUCGGCCCCUGGCGCUUCAGGAAAAUGACGGCAUUGAUGAAGCUCUCAAGGUCAUGGAUAGUUAUCACUUACUCAGAGAGGAUUUAGAAUCUCUCGUUGAAGUCUCCCUGUGGCCAGGACAGCGUGAUCCGUGGCAAGCCAUAGACAGCAAGGUAAGGGCUGCAUUCACAAGAGCUUAUAAUAAAUCCUCGGCCCCGGCACCUUAUUUGAUAAACGCUGGGCCCAAGAAGAAAAGCAAUCAAGCCUCGCAGGACGAAGGCUUCAUGGAAGACGAAAACGAGGAUGAGGUUUCUGAUGAAGACCAAAAUGAUGUGGACACUGACAAAAUGAUCAAGGCCAAGAAAACGACGGCAAGCACCAAAACCGCAUCUACGAGUAAAACUGAAGGAAAAACAACAAAGCGAGGGCGCGGGCGUGGCAAAGCCAAGUAACUUUGCACCAUUGAUUUGCUUUAACUUGCGUUUUUUAAAUCCCUCAUGGCAUUCAUCAAAGUUCAAUUCAUGCAUUUCUAGCUCGUUGAGUAUAAAAAAAAAAGCAAAUCGGUCGCGUUGAAUCAUGAAUGAAAAUUGGCAUUAACUCAACGAUAAAAAAAUCCUAACAAAUAAUAAUUAUUCCAUUUUCGUCCUUCGUCGUCAUCCAAAACGAUUCAAGUGGAAAUCUCAAUAAAACAUACGAAUCUCGUCUCGAAAUAAUUUUUCAAGCAUGUACAUUUACCAUUGCCUAUUUUCUAAGGAACUUCUGUCGUCUUAUUUGACGAUUUAUUAACUUAAUUCCGAAUGAUGAAAAUCUUUGUACAAAUCCCAUCACGUUAGUGUUAGAAAUUUUUGUCGAUUCAACGGUGAUUUAACGUGUCAUCUUAUGUGAUCUGUGACCGUGUAUUAUUAAUUUCCUAAUAAAUCGAUCAUUUUCGUUUUUC
Messenger RNA from Venturia canescens, 3773 nucleotides. It is a transcript of the gene Gnf1, whose product is annotated as germ line transcription factor 1. The record is from RefSeq and is a predicted model, not a curated record. Gene Ontology annotation, molecular function: DNA clamp loader activity; DNA binding; ATP hydrolysis activity. Bases 268 to 3288 code for a protein of 1006 amino acids. Gene Ontology annotation, cellular component: nucleus; DNA replication factor C complex. Gene Ontology annotation, biological process: DNA repair; DNA replication. The transcript has 16 exons. NCBI's taxonomy places the organism in Eukaryota, Metazoa, Arthropoda, Insecta, Hymenoptera, Ichneumonidae.